Capsella rubella is the source of this 2475-nucleotide messenger RNA. Its product is annotated as putative cyclic nucleotide-gated ion channel 19. The transcript has 11 exons. Gene Ontology annotation, cellular component: membrane. Gene Ontology annotation, molecular function: monoatomic ion channel activity. The record is from RefSeq and is a predicted model, not a curated record. The coding region runs from base 96 to 2357 and encodes 753 amino acids. Gene Ontology annotation, biological process: transmembrane transport; monoatomic ion transport. NCBI's taxonomy places the organism in Eukaryota, Viridiplantae, Streptophyta, Magnoliopsida, Brassicales, Brassicaceae.
UUUCCUUCUCCUAUAUUAUUGGGUUUCAGGGGUCUUCUUCUUCUUUUCUUCUCAAGAAACCAGUUUCUCCAACUUUGUCUUGGCCAAUUUAUUAAAUGUCUUCCCAGACCGAGAACGAAGAGUUCCCCAUUCUUCAGUUUCAAGCAACAGCUCCUCGUGCUCACUCUAGGACUUUUACCUCCAGGAAUCGUAGUCUUUCCCUCUCAAACCCAACUUUCUCCACUGAAGGAGUUGACCACUCGAGUGUGGUUUUAGGCUACACAGGCCCUCUUCGAACCCAGAGAGUACGACCUCGCUUGGUGCAAAUGAGUGGCCCUCUUUACUCCACUCGCAGACCUGAACCUCUCUCCCCUCUUUCUCCUCAAGAACCUCUUCGCUCCUCCUCCUCCUCUACCGUCAAUGUACCACCUGAAGAUGAUUUUGUCUUCCAAAACGCAAAUCUCUUGAGAUCUGGACAGUUAGGGAUGUGUAAUGAUCCUUACUGCACUACUUGUCCUUCUUACUACAACCGCCAAGCUGCUCAAUUUCACACUUCCAGAGUUUCUGCCUCUAGGUUUCACACUGUUCUGUAUGAUGAUGCUAGAGGUUGGGCUAAGCGACUUGCCUCCUCUGCUCGUAGAUGCUUACCUGGAAUUAUGAAUCCUCAUUCCAAAUUCGUUCAAGUCUGGACUAGAAUCUUAGCCGUUUCAAGCUUAGUGGCCAUUUUUAUAGAUCCUCUCUUCUUGUUCCUCUUAUUUAUCCACCAUGGAGACAAAUGCAUAUCGAUUGAUUGGCCUAUGACUAAAAAGUUGGUGUCUUUUAGAAGUAUAACGGAUCUUAUAUUCUUCAUUAACAUGCUGCUUCAGUUUAGGUUGGCCUAUGUAGCUCCUGAAUCUAGAAUAGUUGGUGCCGGCCAGUUAGUUGAUCAUCCAAGAAAAAUUGCUCGCCAUUACUUCCGAGGAAAGUUUCUUCUUGAUCUGUUCAUAGUGUUACCUAUUCCACAGAUUAUGAUAUUAUGGAUAAUACCACAACACUUGGGCAUAUAUAGGGGAGAAUGGGAGAGACGGAUCAUAAGCGCUACGGUUCUUUUUCAAUACCUUCCAAAGUUAUAUAGACUCUUACCUCUUAUUGCUGGACAAACACCAACCGGCUUCAUAUUUGAGUCAGCCUGGGCCAAUUUUGUUAUUAAUCUUCUCACCUUCAUGCUUGCUGGUCAUGCUGUUGGUUCGUGCUGGUAUCUUUCUGGUCUGCAGAGAGUAAAGAAAUGCAUGCUGACUGCUUGGGAUAUUUCUGGGGAUGAACUUAAAAGUCUUAUAGAUUGUGCUCAUGGAAAUUAUGCAUUGAAGUCACAACGUGAUCUCUGGAGAGAUAAUGCUAGUGUCAAUGCUUGUUUCCAAGAAGAUGGUUUUCCUUAUGGAAUCUAUUUGAAGGCAGUGAAUCUUACCAAUGAAUCUGAGUUCUACACAAGAUACAGUUAUUCUCUGUUUUGGGGAUUCCAACAAAUCAGCACACUUGCUGGAAACUUAUCUCCAAGUUACUCAGUGGGGGAGGUUUUCUUUACAAUGGGUAUCAUUGGACUAGGGCUUUUGCUUUUUGCGCGGCUUAUCGGUAAUAUGCACAACUUCCUUCAAUCUCUGGAUCGUAGGAGGAUGGAAAUGAUGCUGAGACGGCGUGAUGUGGAGCAGUGGAUGAGCCACAGACUGUUACCAGAAGAUAUAAGAAAGAGAGUGCGCGAGGCUGAGCGGUAUAAUUGGGCUGCGACUAGAGGAGUUAACGAAGAGUUGCUCUUUGAGAAUAUGCCUGAUGACCUUCAAAGAGAUAUAAGGCGACACCUCUUCAAAUUUCUCAAGAAGGUAAGGAUCUUUUCCUUGAUGGAUGAAUCAAUCUUAGAUGCCAUCCGUGAGAAGCUGAAACAGAGGACUUACAUAAGGGGUAGCACGGUGUUGCACAACAGAGGUAUAGUUGAAAAGAUGGUAUUCAUAGUGAGAGGUGAGAUGGAGAGCAGUGGGGAAGACGGCUCUGUUCUGCCAUUAUCGGAAGGCGACGUUUGUGGUGAAGAACUUCUCACUUGGUGCCUCGAACGCUCUUCCAUAAACCCCGAUGGGACGAGGAUAAAGAUGCAACCAAAGGGAUUGGUUAGCAACAGAAAUGUUAGGUGUAUGACAAACGUGGAGGCGUUUGCACUGAGUGUAGCAGAUCUUGAAGAUGUAACGAGCUUGUUUUCAAGAUUCUUAAGGAGCCAUCGAGUGCAAGGAGCCAUAAGGUACGAGUCUCCUUAUUGGAGGUUACGAGCAGCUAUGCAAAUUCAAGUGGCUUGGAGAUACCGAAAGAGACAACUCCAGAGAUUAUACACUACUCAGUCCAGUUACAACCGUUAAAUUGGAAGAUGAUGUUUGGUUUGGUGGUAGAUAAGUAAUAUAAGUAUAAAGCUUAGUGGUUUUUAAAUAGUUGUAAUAUAUAAAAUCACUCGAUGAUUCAUUAGUUGUAAUCUAUAUG